Molecule: messenger RNA, 2586 nt
Organism: Nipponia nippon (crested ibis)
Lineage: Eukaryota; Metazoa; Chordata; Aves; Pelecaniformes; Threskiornithidae
Source: RefSeq, a predicted model, not a curated record
AUGACUACAUUCCCUGUAAAAUGUGUCUCCAUUUCCUUUCAGGUUGGGAAGCUGAUCCAAGAAGCAGCUGGAAGGAGUAAUUUGAAGAGAGUUACACUGGAGCUGGGUGGGAAAAGCCCAAACAUUAUUUUUGCAGAUGCUGAUUUGGACUAUGCUGUGGAACAAGCUCACCAAGGGGUCUUCUUCAAUCAAGGUCAAUGCUGCACUGCAGGCUCACGGAUUUAUGUGGAAGAAUCAAUCUAUGAAGAGUUUGUUAGAAGAAGCGUAGAACGUGCAAAGAGGAGAGUUGUGGGGAGUCCUUUUGACCCAACUACAGAACAAGGUCCACAGAUUGAUAAAAAACAAUACAACAAGAUCUUGGAACUGAUUCAAAGCGGCAUUACUGAAGGAGCGAAACUUGAAUGUGGGGGUAAAGGGCUAGGAAGAAAGGGCUUCUUCAUUGAACCUACGGUGUUUUCCAAUGUAACAGAUGACAUGCGGAUUGCCAAGGAGGAGAUUUUUGGGCCUGUUCAAGAAAUACUGAGAUUUAAAACCAUGGAUGAAGUUAUAGAGAGAGCCAACAAUUCUGAUUUUGGGCUGGUAGCUGCUGUUUUUACAAAUGACAUAAACAAGGCCCUGACAGUCUCUUCAGCAAUGCAGGCUGGGACAGUAUGGAUAAAUUGCUACAAUGCCUUAAAUGCCCAAAGUCCUUUUGGAGGAUUCAAGAUGUCUGGCAAUGGGAGAGAGAUGGGUGAAUGUGGAUUGAGAGAAUAUUCUGAAGUUAAAACUGUGACAAUAAAGAUCCCUCAGAAAAACUCCUAAAAUGACGAAGGACCGCGUGCAGAAGAGCACAUGAUGCCACCCUCUCUAUUCCUUAUGGAGACCAGCACUCAGGAAUAAAAAGUGUUACACAAUAUAUAUUUAAGAAAUUAAGUUGCAACGUAUAUACUGGGCACAUAACUGCAUAUGUAAUGCAAACCAACUCUGCAUGUUUUCAUAAAACUCUCCUGAGAAUCGUUACUUCUUUAUAAAACAAACCAUGAGAUAAAAUUGCUAUUGGGCAUCAUUUAAUAACGGUUCUAGCUAUAAAACUGUUAAAUGCAAAUGCAUGCACACACAUAUUUAUCUCUUCUUUAAAUAAACAAAAUAAGUCUUACUGCUUUCAGGUUGCCUUCUCAAACAGACCUGCCUUGUACUGACAUUCUAGUUUCAAUCAGGGCUUUACAAGCCAGAUUUUACCCAAAAUGCUAGCCAUGAACAACAUAAACAAGUAUCAUUGAUGUUCUUAAAAAAUGAAAGACUGAAUGGUAACAAGCCAAGAACUGGUAUAUUGGCAACUUUCCAAUUAGCAUGCUCAUAUAAAGAGGUCAAACUGGGGAGGGAAUCAAAGCAUUAGAAGGACAAUGAAAUCCAAAUACUUAUCAGUGAGAUUUGGCUUUCAUGACCCACAGCGACUUGGUUUUCAACACUUAUUUUCCUAAUUAUUUUAUGUCUUGCUACAAGCAAAAAUCCUCCUUCACUUACAGGAACUUGAAAGGUUUUACCUGCCUGCCAAAAGAGCAUGGCCAGACAGGGUGGGAGGGUGUUAAGGCAAACAGGAACAGAUCCCAAGGCUUCACAGAAUAUUUCAGCUUUCACUGCUUGUCUAGUUUUGUUGUUGUUGUUAUUGUUGUUGUUAUCACCUUUUUUCUUUUUUUAAACAAGUAUAUGCACACGCAGGCUCCAUUUAUUUGUCUGCUAUUAAACUGCCUGUGAUUACACUGGGAAUUAUUAAGUAUUCGUUACAGCAGGAAGAACCCAGCAAAAGCCCACCUGACAAGAAGUAAGCUUGACUUGAUUUUCUUACUAAAUGAUGGCUUGCCAUCCUCACCAUGCUUGUGAGCCUCAGGUGAGCUUACUGGCUGGUAUUGACUUUUCAAUUAUGUCUGUUCUUUUUUUUGCUCAGGACAAAAAUAUGAGCAAGUUCUUUUAGAAGUGAGGUGUUUAAAACCUCUCACAUUAUUACCUGCUGCCUACAGAAACUCUUCCAAUUUUUAACUAACAAACUAAACACCAUCUCUUUCUUCUUUCCAGCUGCAGAGCUCAUCAAUUCCCCAGACUUUUUUUAAAGAGGUUUCAUUUUAUGUUUUAACCUAGAAUUAAGAAAAUUUAUUUUAAAAGUACAGUAAAUCAUCUACACUGUGUAGCUACAUUAUCUGGGGUGUAAGGACAGAAUUAUGGCCUCAGGUGUAACAGUUUUCCUAGGUGCAGAGUCUAUACUACAAACUGUUGAAAACUCCAGACCUGAUCAGCAAAUCAUUUCUGCACGUUCUUAACUUCCUUUACUCUCUGAGGAAUUCCUCUUAGAUUUGAAGGUGUGUGUGUCCUUAAACAUACUGCUGGAUCAGGACAAGAGUAUCCAGCACUGUGUAGUGUGGUGGCCCUCAAUAUUUUGUAUUGCUAACUCAUGUCAAGCUGUGUAUGUGUUUUUAAAGCAAUAUGUAUACAUGGUGUUAUUCAGAAAUGACAGUACCUUCAGAGACGUGGAGAUGAAUCAAAAUAUUCCUGAGUUAUUAAAUGCAAAUGCCAUAUACUUCUACUGUAGUGUAUGUCACAGUGAAGAAAAAC